AUGUCAUUUAGUAUAAGUAAUUUUCUGAGUGAUCCAUUUGCUAUAACCACCGUAUCAUUUGGAUUAAUUUCCGCCAUUAUUGCCAUAGCAGGAGCAGGAGCAGCUAAUCAAUCGGAUUUCCCACAUUUUUCAUGGUGGGGGAUAGUAUAUCAAAUUGUUGUUAUAAUCAUAAUAUUAUUACUUUAUUUAUGUAAUACUAUUGAAUUAUAUAAGUUCACUUUGGUUGGAUUAAUCAGUAUUGCCUUUAUUUAUAAUACCAACUCGAUUAAUUGGUUAAUUUAUACAACCAAUGAUAGUGGGUUUUUAUGUUGUGCAGCAGGAUGUAUUUUAUUAAGCAUCGUUAACUUAAUCUGGAUAUUAUAUUUUGGAGGACACCCAGAAUCACCAACAAAUCAAUUUAUUGAUAGUUUCAGUUUGAAAUCUCACAAUCACGGACAUUUGAAUUCAAAUCAUAAUUUAGAUGAUGAUAACUAUGUCAACGUAAACCCAGUUACUUUACCUCAUCAUUCUUCCUCUUCAAACUUACAAGUUGGGUCUCCACAAUUUCAAGAUAAUAACUUAAGACAAUCCCAAUUAACCACCAAUAAUAGAUCAACAAAUACUCCUUAUAUGUCCAGUUCCCAAUUGAACGGUUUAGAAAACUUUUCUUCCUCAGACGUUAGAGAUUUGAAUAACUCAAAUCCUCCAAACUCUUUUAGAUAUAAAGCAAAAGCUUUAUACAGUUACGACGCUAACCCAGAAGAUAUUAAUGAAAUUUCCUUCUUUAAAGAUGAAAUCUUAGAAGUCGAAGAUAUCGAAGGUAAAUGGUGGCAAGCAAGACGCUCAAAUGGUCAAGUUGGAAUCUGUCCUUCUAAUUAUGUUAAACUUUUAGAUUAG
Molecule: messenger RNA, 876 nt
Organism: Hyphopichia burtonii NRRL Y-1933
Lineage: Eukaryota; Fungi; Ascomycota; Pichiomycetes; Serinales; Debaryomycetaceae
Gene: SSU81
Product: osmosensor
Exons: 1
Coding region: 1-876 (291 amino acids)
Biological process (GO): regulation of actin filament polymerization
Molecular function (GO): protein binding
Source: RefSeq, a predicted model, not a curated record